AAUGCUGUUAUGCUAAUCAGGUGACAUCACCGCCCAGCGCACGGCGGAGUGGCUCCUGAUUAAAUUACAAACCGGCGGCCGGGAGGAGGUGUGUGCGCAGCUCCCGCGAGCUCCGGCGCUGGGCGUCCGAGGCACGCUGAGGAUUUUGAAAGAUUUCAACUCUGGACGUGUGCGCGCCUCCUUCCUCCUCUUCCCUCUCCUCCUCCCCCGGCAGUUCAUUGCUUCACUGCCCUCAGGCAAGGGCCACGGAAGGCAGGAGAGCAGCAGGACUAGGUGCCUGAGCCCUAGGUGACCUCCUCGUGAGGACUGAGGUGGACUCCCGCUGCAGCCAACUGCCUAGUAGAGCUCCCCGCGCCCGUUUCAGACCCGAAUGGAGCUCGCCUAAGGUGCAGCCUCGCCGCCAGGGCCGGGAGCCAAGCCGCGCGGAAGCUGCUGCGUGUUGGAUGGGGGUAGGCAGGGGCCGGAGCGGUAUUUCCUCGGUGCAGCCCGCCAGGGCGUUACGCUGGGCCUAAUGGAAUUGCAGAGGACGUCUAGCAUCUCCGGGCCGCUGUCCCCGGCAUACACGGGGCAGGCGCCUUACAACUACAACCAGCUGGAAGGGAGGUUCAAGCAGCUCCAAGAUGAGCGUGAGGCCGUGCAGAAGAAGACCUUCACCAAGUGGGUCAACUCCCACCUGGCCCGAGUGUCCUGCCGCAUCACAGAUCUGUACACUGACCUUCGGGAUGGACGGAUGCUCAUCAAGCUGCUGGAAGUCCUCUCUGGAGAGAGGCUGCCAAAACCCACGAAGGGCCGGAUGCGCAUCCACUGCCUGGAGAACGUGGACAAGGCUCUGCAGUUCCUGAAGGAGCAGAGAGUCCAUCUUGAAAACAUGGGGUCCCACGACAUCGUGGAUGGGAACCACCGGCUGACCCUCGGCCUCAUCUGGACCAUCAUCCUGCGCUUCCAGAUCCAGGAUAUCAGUGUGGAAACUGAGGACAACAAAGAGAAAAAGUCUGCCAAGGACGCUUUGCUGUUGUGGUGCCAGAUGAAGACAGCUGGGUACCCCAACGUCAACAUUCAUAAUUUCACCACUAGCUGGAGGGAUGGCAUGGCCUUCAAUGCACUGAUACACAAACACCGGCCCGACCUGAUAGAUUUUGACAAACUGAAGAAAUCCAAUGCACACUACAAUCUUCAGAAUGCAUUUAACCUGGCAGAGCAGCACCUGGGCCUCACUAAAUUGUUGGACCCUGAAGAUAUCAGCGUGGACCACCCUGAUGAGAAGUCCAUCAUCACCUAUGUGGUGACUUACUACCACUACUUCUCUAAGAUGAAGGCCUUGGCUGUGGAAGGAAAACGGAUCGGAAAGGUGCUUGAUAAUGCUAUUGAAACAGAAAAAAUGAUUGAGAAGUAUGAAUCACUUGCCUCUGACCUCCUGGAGUGGAUUGAACAAACCAUCAUUAUUCUGAACAACCGCAAAUUUGCCAACUCACUGGUCGGGGUACAGCAGCAGCUCCAGGCAUUCAACACUUACCGCACGGUGGAGAAACCGCCCAAAUUUACUGAGAAGGGGAACCUGGAGGUGCUACUCUUCACGAUUCAGAGCAAGAUGAGGGCCAACAACCAGAAGGUCUACAUGCCCCGGGAGGGGAAGCUCAUCUCUGACAUUAACAAGGCCUGGGAAAGACUGGAAAAAGCAGAACACGAAAGAGAACUGGCCCUGCGGAAUGAGCUCAUCAGACAGGAGAAACUGGAACAGCUGGCCCGCAGAUUCGAUCGCAAGGCAGCCAUGCGGGAGACGUGGCUGAGCGAGAACCAGCGCCUCGUGUCCCAGGACAACUUUGGAUUUGACCUUCCUGCCGUUGAGGCCGCCACGAAAAAGCAUGAAGCCAUUGAGACAGAUAUUGCCGCAUACGAGGAGCGUGUGCAGGCCGUGGUGGCUGUGGCCAGGGAGCUGGAGGCUGAGAACUACCAUGACAUCAAGCGCAUCACAGCCAGGAAGGACAAUGUCAUCCGGCUCUGGGAAUACCUGCUGGAACUGCUCAGAGCCCGGAGGCAACGUCUGGAGAUGAACCUGGGGCUGCAGAAAAUAUUCCAGGAAAUGCUCUACAUUAUGGACUGGAUGGAUGAAAUGAAGGUGCUAUUAUUAUCCCAAGACUAUGGCAAGCACUUGCUUGGCGUGGAAGACCUGUUACAGAAGCAUGCCCUGGUGGAGGCGGACAUCGGCAUCCAGGCAGAGCGCGUGAGAGGGGUCAACGCCUCUGCCCAGAAGUUUGCAACCGAUGGAGAAGGUUACAAGCCCUGCGACCCACAGGUGAUCCGAGACCGCGUAGCCCACAUGGAGUUCUGCUAUCAAGAGCUGUGCCAGUUGGCAGCCGAGCGCCGGGCACGCCUGGAAGAGUCCCGCCGCCUCUGGAAGUUCUUCUGGGAGAUGGCAGAAGAGGAAGGCUGGAUACGAGAAAAGGAGAAGAUUUUAUCUUCCGAUGACUACGGGAAGGACCUGACCAGCGUCAUGCGCCUCCUCAGUAAGCAUCGGGCAUUUGAGGAUGAGAUGAGUGGCCGCAGCGGCCACUUUGAGCAGGCCAUCAAGGAGGGUGAAGACAUGAUCGCCGAGGAGCACUUCGGGUCCGAGAAGAUCCGUGAGAGGAUCACAUACAUCCGGGAGCAGUGGGCCAACCUGGAGCAGCUGUCGGCCAUCCGGAAGAAGCGCCUGGAGGAGGCCUUACUGCUGCACCAGUUCCAGGCGGAUGCCGAUGACAUCGACGCCUGGAUGCUGGACAUCCUCAAGAUCGUCUCCAGCAAUGACGUGGGCCACGACGAGUACUCCACCCAGUCCCUGGUCAAGAAGCACAAGGACGUGGCUGAAGAGAUUGCCAACUACAGGCCCACCAUCGACUCGCUGCACGAGCAGGCCAGCGCUCUCCCCCAGGAGCAUGCUGAGUCUCCAGACGUGCGGGGCAGGCUCUCAGGCAUGGAGGAGCGCUACAAGGAGGUGGCGGAGCUGACACGGCUGAGGAAGCAGGCACUGCAGGACACCCUGGCCCUGUACAAGAUGUUCAGUGAAGCUGAUGCCUGCGAGCUCUGGAUCGAUGAGAAAGAGCAGUGGCUCAACAACAUGCAGAUCCCAGAGAAGCUGGAAGACCUGGAGGUCAUCCAGCACAGAUUUGAGAGCCUAGAACCAGAAAUGAACAACCAGGCUUCCCGGGUUGCAGUGGUAAACCAGAUUGCACGCCAGCUGAUGCACAGUGGCCACCCGAGUGAGAAGGAGAUCAAAGCCCAGCAAGACAAACUCAACACGAGGUGGAGUCAGUUCAGAGAGCUGGUUGACAGGAAGAAGGAUGCCCUGCUGUCCGCCCUGAGCAUCCAGAACUACCACCUUGAGUGCAAUGAGACCAAAUCCUGGAUUCGGGAAAAGACCAAGGUCAUUGAGUCCACCCAGGACCUGGGCAAUGACCUGGCCGGUGUCAUGGCCUUGCAGCGGAAGCUGACAGGCAUGGAACGGGACUUGGUGGCCAUUGAGGCAAAGCUGAGCGACCUGCAGAAGGAGGCGGAGAAACUCGAGUCAGAGCACCCUGACCAGGCCCAGGCCAUCCUGUCUCGGCUGGCCGAGAUCAGCGACGUGUGGGAGGAGAUGAAGACCACCCUGAAGAACCGGGAGGCCUCCCUGGGAGAGGCCAGCAAACUGCAGCAGUUCCUGCGUGACCUGGAUGACUUCCAGUCCUGGCUCUCCAGGACCCAGACGGCCAUCGCCUCGGAAGACAUGCCCAACACCUUGACCGAGGCCGAAAAGCUGCUCACCCAGCACGAGAACAUCAAAAAUGAGAUCGACAACUAUGAGGAGGACUACCAGAAGAUGAGGGACAUGGGCGAGAUGGUCACCCAGGGACAGACAGACGCCCAGUACAUGUUUCUACGGCAGCGGCUGCAGGCCCUGGACACUGGAUGGAACGAGCUCCACAAAAUGUGGGAAAACCGGCAGAAUCUCCUGUCCCAGUCUCAUGCCUACCAGCAGUUCCUUAGGGACACAAAGCAAGCCGAAGCCUUCCUUAACAACCAGGAAUAUGUGUUGGCUCAUACUGAAAUGCCCACCACCUUGGAAGGAGCUGAAGCAGCUAUAAAAAAGCAAGAGGACUUCAUGACUACCAUGGACGCCAACGAGGAGAAGAUCAAUGCUGUUGUAGAGACCGGCCGGAGGCUGGUGAGCGAUGGGAACAUCAACUCGGAUCGCAUCCAAGAGAAGGUGGACUCUAUCGAUGACAGACACAGGAAGAAUCGUGAGGCAGCCAGUGAACUCCUGAUGAGAUUGAAGGACAACAGGGACCUUCAGAAGUUCCUGCAGGAUUGUCAAGAGCUGUCCCUCUGGAUCAAUGAAAAGAUGCUUACAGCCCAGGAUAUGUCGUAUGAUGAAGCCAGGAAUCUGCAUAGCAAAUGGUUAAAACAUCAAGCAUUUAUGGCAGAACUUGCAUCCAACAAAGAAUGGCUUGACAAAAUUGAGAAGGAAGGAAUGCAGCUCAUUUCAGAAAAGCCCGAGACAGAAGCUGUGGUAAAGGAGAAGCUCACAGGUCUGCACAAGAUGUGGGAAGUCCUUGAAUCCACUACCCAGACCAAGGCCCAGCGGCUCUUCGAUGCGAACAAGGCUGAACUCUUCACCCAGAGCUGUGCAGAUCUCGACAAAUGGCUGCACGGCUUGGAGAGCCAGAUCCAGUCUGACGACUAUGGCAAGGACCUGACCAGUGUCAACAUCCUGCUGAAAAAGCAACAGAUGCUGGAGAACCAGAUGGAAGUGCGGAAGAAGGAGAUCGAGGAGCUUCAGAGCCAGGCACAGGCCCUGAGUCAGGAGGGCAAGAGCACCGAUGAGGUGGACAGCAAGCGCCUCACGGUGCAGACCAAGUUCAUGGAGUUGCUGGAGCCCUUGAACGAGAGGAAGCAUAACCUGCUGGCUUCCAAAGAGAUCCAUCAGUUCAACAGGGACGUGGAAGAUGAGAUUCUGUGGGUUGGCGAGAGGAUGCCUUUGGCAACCUCCACGGAUCAUGGCCACAACCUCCAGACCGUGCAGCUCCUAAUCAAGAAAAAUCAGACCCUCCAGAAAGAAAUCCAGGGGCACCAGCCUCGCAUUGAUGACAUCUUUGAGCGGAGCCAGAACAUUGUCACCGACAGCAGCAGCCUCAAUGCAGAGGCCAUCCGGCAGCGGCUUGCCGACCUGAAGCAGCUGUGGGGCCAGCUCAUCGAAGAGACCGAGAAGCGCCACAGGCGGCUGGAGGAAGCCCACAGGGCCCAGCAGUACUACUUCGAUGCGGCUGAGGCCGAGGCAUGGAUGAGCGAGCAGGAGCUAUACAUGAUGUCUGAGGAGAAGGCCAAGGAUGAGCAGAGUGCCGUCUCCAUGUUGAAAAAACACCAGAUUCUGGAGCAAGCUGUGGAGGACUAUGCAGAGACUGUGCAUCAGCUCUCCAAAACCAGCCGGGCCCUGGUGGCUGACAGCCAUCCCGAAAGCGAGCGCAUUAGCAUGCGGCAGUCCAAAGUAGACAAGCUGUACGCUGGCCUGAAGGACCUCGCCGAAGAAAGGAGAGGCAAGCUGGACGAGAGGCACAGGUUAUUCCAGCUGAACCGGGAGGUGGACGACCUGGAGCAGUGGAUUGCUGAGAGGGAAGUGGUCGCAGGGUCCCAUGAGCUGGGGCAGGACUACGAGCAUGUGACGAUGUUGCAAGAAAGAUUUCGGGAAUUUGCCCGAGACACGGGCAACAUUGGGCAGGAGCGUGUGGACACAGUCAAUCACAUGGCCGAUGAGCUUAUCAACUCGGGACAUUCAGAUGCAGCCACAAUUGCUGAGUGGAAGGACGGCCUCAAUGAAGCCUGGGCUGACCUCCUGGAGCUCAUCGACACAAGAACACAGAUCCUGGCCGCCUCCUACGAACUGCAUAAGUUUUACCAUGAUGCCAAGGAGAUCUUUGGACGCAUCCAGGACAAACACAAGAAACUCCCGGAGGAGCUCGGGCGUGAUCAGAACACAGUCGAGACCUUGCAGAGAAUGCACACCACAUUUGAGCAUGACAUCCAGGCCCUGGGCACUCAGGUCAGGCAGUUGCAGGAGGACGCAGCCCGCCUGCAGGCCGCCUAUGCUGGCGACAAGGCAGACGACAUCCAGAAGCGUGAGAACGAAGUCCUGGAGGCCUGGAAGGCCCUGCUGGAUGCCUGCGAGGGCCGCAGGGUACGGCUGGUGGACACAGGGGACAAGUUCCGCUUCUUCAGCAUGGUGCGUGACCUCAUGCUGUGGAUGGAGGAUGUCAUUCGGCAAAUUGAGGCCCAAGAGAAGCCCAGGGAUGUGUCAUCCGUUGAACUGUUAAUGAACAAUCAUCAAGGUAUCAAAGCUGAAAUUGAUGCUCGUAAUGACAGCUUCACAACCUGCAUUGAACUUGGGAAAUCCCUGUUGGCGAGGAAACACUACGCCUCCGAGGAGAUCAAGGAAAAGUUACUGCAGUUGACAGAAAAGAGAAAAGAGAUGAUCGACAAGUGGGAAGACCGAUGGGAGUGGUUAAGACUGAUCUUGGAGGUCCAUCAGUUCUCAAGGGAUGCCAGCGUGGCUGAGGCCUGGCUGCUGGGACAGGAGCCCUACCUAUCCAGCCGAGAAAUAGGCCAGAGCGUGGACGAGGUGGAGAAGCUCAUCAAGCGCCACGAGGCAUUUGAGAAGUCUGCAGCCACCUGGGACGAGAGGUUCUCCGCCCUGGAGCGGCUGACGACGUUGGAGUUACUGGAAGUGCGCAGACAGCAAGAGGAGGAAGAGAGGAAGAGGCGACCGCCUUCUCCUGAGCCAAGCACAAAGGUUUCAGAGGAGACCGAGUCCCAGCAACAGUGGGAUACUUCAAAAGGAGAACAAGUUUCCCAGAAUGGUUUGCCGGCUGAACAGGGAUCUCCACGGGUUAGUUACCGCUCUCAAACCUACCAAAACUACAAAAACUUUAAUAGCAGACGGACAGCCAGUGAGCAGCCAUGGUCCGGACUGUGAAGUUCACUACCAUUUAUCAAGAACCGUUCUUUCCAAAGCCUGUUGGUUUUGGCUCCUUGGCUCCCACCUCACACGAAGUGUUAAAAAGAAAUUUUACUUAAUUCGUAGCCUUCCUUGGUUUUAUAUUUGUUUGUGUUUAACUCAUGUUUAGUAGAGUCUCUAAGUGAUGGAUAUACCCAGUUGCCUUUUAGCAGCCUACUUAUUUUUUGGUUUAUUUAUUGUGAGCUUUUUACUUUAUUAAGAUUUUACAGCGAAACCCUUUCAUGAAUAAUUGAGAUUAAAUGUGAUUACAUCCUAAUGAAGAAGAAAACUAGACUCUAACAGGUAUGACACACCCAGUGGUACUAACAGGGCACAGUUCCGUGCUAUGUGUAGCCUCCUUUACAGCUCUUAUUAACUUGCCUCAGUUUGCUAGUGAGGGUGAGGAAGGAGACCUUCAGAAGCCCAAGGAAAGCCUGAAGUCAGCUAUGGAACAUUCCAAGCACAAUGCAUUUCAGUUUUGUUUGGUUUUAUUUUUUAAGGGUGGCAAAACAAAAAGGUCGACUCCAGAAAGCUAGGUUUAAUGUUCGGUACAGAAUCUCAACCAUUUUGAGACGCUCAGGUCACGUGUUAGUUUUUACAAGCCGGUUUCCCUGCUGCCUCUUCCUGCCAAGUUUUGACUUGGGAACUGUGGGCUUGCCUGCCACUUGCCGCCGCCACCCAGGUCUUGAUCCAUGUGGACACCGCCAGGACUCAGAACAAACACAGCAGGAAGAGGGGGCGGUAGUCCUUGGGUGUUGGGGGAGCCAGCCUGCAGACUUGCAAAGCCCCUCCCUGUAACCAGUGACUUGAGGUGGCAAUGUUUUCAUUUUUUCAGAUGACCACGACUAAAGUCACUUGGGUUCAUCCCGAUGACUUGAACACCGCAGGUGCCUGCAGGUGCCGGGCAGUCAGGGUCAGCAGACACGGGAGCUCCCCAGCAGGUCUCUGCCGGCCCACUCUGGGAGGGAGCAGGCCUUCCCACAGGGCUAUUUGUUGAACUCCCCAGUGAGGAGUCUUGUAGGGUGGCAGGCUGUCAGCAGGGAGCUAAAUGUUGUCGGUUUUGUUUUUUAAGCAAAAAUCCCUUUCUUUAGGAGCAGAUGAAAGAGGUGGUUUUCUGGUACUGAUAAAAACUAAACCAAAUCCAUACUACACCAUGAGACAUCCACUCGCUCAUUUGCCAUACGUAGAUGUUUCAGUAGCAUCAUAAACCUGUUUUGAUAUGUGUUCUCCAUGAGUUAAGUCUAAUUUGUCUUUUCAUUUCAUGAUGCAUGUCUUUUUUUUUCUUUUGUCAGGAUAACAUCAUAUAGCAUCUUAUUUGUUUCUCCUUAUCUAUGUACAUAUCUAUCUACUUGUGACUGUAGAUGGGUAUAGAGAUAGAUGCCAAGCUUCUUGUGUUCUGGGGAUAGUGUGCACCAUCAUUGGGUCUCUGCCUUAAAACACAGAAUUCAUCAUCUUUCGUCGUCAGGAAGCCCUGGCGCAUGUUUUGGCUCCAAAUUUUACUCUGUGUGUCACUGACCUAUAUGUAUAUAUGUGAUGUUUCCAUAUAUAUAUAUGUAUGUGUGUGUUUCAAUUUUGUAUCAUCAUGACUGAUAUCCAGUUUUAUGCUUUUUCUAAUAAAGAAAAAGACUAUGCACAUGAGGAAGGAAAGUGAAUCCCAGCAUUCACUCUCAUGUUUCUAUUGAAUUUUUAUAUGAAUUAUCGCUUACCAGAGCAAAUUUUUUUUUAUUACGAUUGGAUUACAUUGAAAGAAGAAAAAAAAAGGUUUUUUUUUUUUCUUUCUCAGUGAUGGUGCAGAGACUCAAGUUAAUGAACUUGAAAAUUGUGUUGCUUCGUGCCCUUGGGAAUCCAGUGCUCCCAUGCUACUAGCUGUCAUGUUGCCUUUGUGUUCACUGUUCACCUCCUGACUUGAAUCCAUCAGGCGUGCUCAGCCGCUACAGCACUCUGGGCUAAUCACCAACCAAAAAAAAAAAAAAAAGCCCUGUGGGGUGGGCGGGGUGGGGGCGGGGAUGUACCCACUUGUACCCACUGUGUGAUCACAGCACUGUGACUGCUUUCAGUGUCUGCUCGCGGUGUGCUGUCUGUCGGCAUGCUUAAAGCACAUGUCCAUUAAAAUUCAUUUUGUUCCUUUUAUUUUUCCUUGUUUUCUUGGUUAGUUAUUCAUUUGCAUAAACAUUAAUGAUCUCUGCAUAUUGGUUUGGGGUUUUUCUCUUUCCUUCUAACUC
Molecule: messenger RNA, 9222 nt
Organism: Ochotona curzoniae (black-lipped pika)
Lineage: Eukaryota; Metazoa; Chordata; Mammalia; Lagomorpha; Ochotonidae
Gene: SPTBN1
Product: spectrin beta, non-erythrocytic 1
Exons: 31
Coding region: 512-6979 (2155 amino acids)
Biological process (GO): actin cytoskeleton organization; protein localization to plasma membrane
Cellular component (GO): plasma membrane; cortical actin cytoskeleton; spectrin
Molecular function (GO): actin filament binding; phospholipid binding; structural constituent of cytoskeleton
Source: RefSeq, a predicted model, not a curated record